CUGUAAUGCGACCUUUGGACUUGAUUUGAUGUAUAGAUAAUGGAGUAUAAUAAAUGUAUCAGUGCAGUCUGUUUCCUAUUUCUGAUAAGUGUGACAACAAUUGAUGGAGUGUUAUUUGAGUCUGUCGGUGGGAGUGAACCAGUCAACACUAUGCAGUUCUCUUUGGUAUGUUCUAAUGGAAGUGGUAGUGGAGUUGACUUUUUCAAAGAUGGAAUAAAUGUGGGAUCAUGCAUACCAAACACACCUGUCCCAGGAGGAUCAUGUUUAACUAAUACUGGAUACAGCUUUCUAACUGAUGGUGCUACAACAUACACAUUUAUCAUCAAUGACAUUAGCAGCAGUAGUUGUGGAACAUACAAGUGCCAAUAUCUUGAAAACUUACAAGAAGCCAGUUACCAGCUGAUUUACAACAAAUUUAGCACAAAUAAUACAUCCCUUUCACCACAAGAACCAACAGCAGGUGAAAGUGGAGCAUUAAACAUAACCACAGCAUGCCUGUUUCCAAACUCAGAUGAAAGUCUAACUAUCAACUGGUAUAAGACUUACCAGGAUGGAAAAGCAGAUGAAGCCAUGGACUCAAGUUUUGAAAUCUACAAUGAGACACAAACAUCUACAUGCUCAGAUACAUGUGGCACUGGCACUGAUGCCAAGCUGGUCAUUGGUUGCAGAUAUACUCCUCCGUCAAAUCCUGGCACUGGGUUUCAGAUUAAAGUGGAAGUCAUGCAUAAGGCCUACACGGACAAAUUGUACUGGACUUUUGCUGGCACCUAUUAUGCUGAAGUUGACUUGUUGUCUUUAACUUUAUAAUUUAUUGUUGCAAUAAAACAGUUGUUUGAA
Molecule: messenger RNA, 837 nt
Organism: Mya arenaria
Lineage: Eukaryota; Metazoa; Mollusca; Bivalvia; Myida; Myidae
Exons: 5
Coding region: 40-807 (255 amino acids)
Source: RefSeq, a predicted model, not a curated record